Molecule: messenger RNA, 3493 nt
Organism: Aphanomyces invadans
Lineage: Eukaryota; Oomycota; Saprolegniomycetes; Saprolegniales; Verrucalvaceae
Exons: 8
Coding region: 32-3397 (1121 amino acids)
Biological process (GO): transmembrane transport
Cellular component (GO): plasma membrane
Molecular function (GO): transmembrane transporter activity; calcium ion binding
Source: RefSeq, a predicted model, not a curated record
CGACACCUGCAGAAAUCCAUUGACAGUGGCGAUGGCCGCCGCGAGUCCGACGCCCACUCCACCGGUGCGAUACAAUGCACUAUCGACACCCGAGCUGGACGGGACAGCGGAACCGCCCCGGUGGAACAUGGGACAACACCCUGAUGACGGAACCCGUCCCAUCGAGUUGCCCGUGUUGCCGGAUGGCAGCCAACAGCAAAGCAUGAGUGGCGGCACCAAGGCCAACUCUCCUGACGUCCCCAUUGGCAAGCUCGAAAUCCAAAUGCAUGAAGACGCUCUACGGCCAAUCGUGACACCGUCCAAAUACAGACCCGACUUCAAGUUUAACAUGGAGCUGGCGCUGCGGACGGCGGUAGGGGUGGUCAUCGCGUCCAUGGCCCUCACAAAGAGCUCCGACUCAACGACGACUCGAUCGCAGUGGGUGUUUUUCCCCGAGUGGUACAUCUUGGGUGGGCUGUCGUACGUGGCGACGGCGACGGUCUUUGGAUGUGGCAGGAAUAUCGGGUCGACGAUUCGCGAGUUGUUCCAGCAACUUACUGGCGUUGGCCUCGCGUUGCUCUUCAAUUUGCUGCUCUUUUCACACUUUGAACCGCAAGUGUUCGACACCGCCGCCGAACUGGAAGCCGCCAAGGCGGACGGAACUCUCAUCCGCAUCUCCAACUCGUUCAGCGGCAGCCCGUAUUACGUCCACGAGCGCGAUUUUUACACAAUAUUGCCAUUUACAAUGGGGCUUACUCUCGUGGCCCUGGUGCUGCCGAUGGAGACCAAUACGAAGAAGUACUUGCUCGGCAACAACCUGUACUUUGCACUGACGCUGGUGAGCCCCAACGACUUGACAAACCCCGCGUUGCUGAAAGCGCCAGGCGAUGACCUGUAUCGAACGUCCAAUCUGCUGCGCAAUUUGAUGGUGUACCUGGUGCUGGGGGUCGCCGGUGCGUGCAUCGCGCAGGUCGUGUUAUGGGUGCCGUACCCAAUCUUUGCGAUCCGUCAACUUCAAACACACACGAUGCAGUGCGCCGACAUGGUCGAGGAGGUGCUCAACCUGUUGGUGGACACAUACUGUUUUAAAAACAAAGACGUGGACCACAUGAACUUUGUCAAACUCAAGCUCCAGCGCAAGUUUGACGUGGCCGAAGCCAAGCUGGCCGACAUGACGACGCUCCUGAGCGACGUGUGGUGGGAGCAACUCGUUGGUCUCCACGUUCCUCUCCAAUUUUGCAAACCGGCGACGAAGCCGUUCGUGGAACUGUUUGGUCACCAGCUGCAGAACCUCCGCGCAUUGAACCAAGCGAUUCUGUGGGAGCGGUACGACGCCUUGCACGACGACUUCAUGAAAGCGCUCCAGAAGCAAGUGUAUCUCGUCCAGCUGCAUGCGACCAAGGUCCUGGACGAAAUCGCCGACGACGUGCACCGCCACGUGGAUGAAAUGGCGCUGCGGGAGCGCGCCAAACUCGAGCAGCACGUGGAGCAGCUAUUGGCCUUGCACCAUGCAACACAGAACAACCUCUUUCACAAGCAUAGCCCGAUGCCGGCCCAAGUCGAAGCGAUGGUCCCCCUCAACUUGUUUCUGUUUACGCUGCAGGCGUACUGCACGACGUUAGUCGAGUUCGAGGCAACGUACAACAGCAAGACCCGGCAAACUCGGCGACGAAUCGUCAAGUUCGUCGAGAAGAGUGCCAAGUCGUAUCUGGAUGCGGCCAACUACACGCGCGAGAAGCUGCAAAUGGCGGCGAAAGUUUGGUUCGCCAUCUUGGCCGCGUGCUUCUUCUCUGUCUACACAUUUGGGUAUUCAUCCACGACCGCCGGCGCCGUCGCCUACGUCAUGGGCAAUCACAUCGGGGGGUCGUUUACCGUGACGGCGAAUCGCGUGGGCGGCGUCAUUGCCGGCAGCAUUAUUCCGUCCAUUUGUCUCUUCUACAUCUGCUCGACGGCAUGCGGGAGCAAUGCCGUGGUGCUGGGGGCGACCAACUUGCUUUUGUUCAUCUGGGUGACGGCUUCCAUGUACAUCAAGUGGAAGGGCGGAUUUGAGUCGUACGGUGGCCUGAUCUCGGCGUUCACGGUUACCCAAGUUCUCUUGAAAGGCUGCGACGGGUGCGAUACGGGGGCAGUCGCGCCAAUUUCGUCGUACUCGAAUUUGGCGCAAAUGAGCCUCGGCAUUGUGCUCUUUAUCGUCGUCGAAAUGGUGGUGUGCCCGCAAAGCGCUCUGGCGCUCCUUCGCGCCAACAUUCAAAACCAAAUGAAGCAGUACCAGCACUGCUUUAGCGUGCUGGUCGACCGGAUGUUGGCCCACGACGGCCGCGACGACAACCGCAGCAGCACCGACAACGAUGACAUCGAAGACGUGGUGAAGGAGCAAUUGCCGGCGUUGCUCGUCGAGCAGGCGGCUUUGCUCAAGGAAGCCGCAUUUGAACCGCUCUUGUGGAAGCCUCCGUUUUCCACGCAGAAGUACGAGGCCGUCUUGGACUGCUGUCAGCGCUUGCUCAACAACACGCUGGUCUUGUUCAAGCUCACGGAAUGGUACAAAUCUCGCACGUCCGGACUGGGUGCCCGGGCAAAAGAGGCCAUGGGCGGACUACAUCGUCUCCCUGUCGGAGAAAACAAGGCGGAAGCGUGGGGGUUUUCAACAGCUGAAGCGAGCCGAGCCAUCCAUGACGCGUUCAGUACAAUACACGACUUGUUUGGCAGCGAGUUUGCGUACGCCGACGGCGACCAGACCGCGCUGUUUAUGCAAAUGAAGGAAGCAUUUCGCAUGGCGGACACAGACUGCAGCGGAGAAAUCGAUGCGGACGAAGUCCAAGCGAUGCUGGAAUCGAUGUUUGCCCAGUCUGGCGCAGUCAAGGUCGACGCAAUCGACACGUACGUGGCCGAAUUCAUGCGGCUCGUGGACACGGACAAGAGCGGACGAGUCAGUUUGGAAGAGUUUGUCAGUGCACUCGAACACGGUUUGCAGGUUCAAGUUCAGGUAUUCCAGCACCGCUCCGCAGCAAGAGCCAUGCCCCAGCGCCAGCCAAGAAUGGGGAACUCCGAGGACAAAGUGUUGGUGUCUAUCGCGGAAGACAAUGUAGCACCGUCGCCGCCAUGGAGUGUCGACAUGGCAACGGCGACAGCCAUAUUGGAAUCACCACAGCGAAAGGUGUCAGCCGGAAGCGGAGCCAGCGCUGACAACAACCGCGUGCUGAUCACUCGGGCACACGACCUCCUACUCAAUGUGGACUCGUUUGGCCUCGUCGAGAUCGUCCAAAAGAUGCGCACGCAGUACGCGACGUGGUUGCUCGAAGGCCACCGGUACAACCGCAUGACAAUGGAAGAGCUCCUCACACUCAACUGCCUUGUCAUGGGAGUCACGGGGCUAGCUCGCAACUUGGCGCUGCUUGAAGAAAUGUCCGUGCUGCAGUAGCCCGCUUUAGCCACGACGUGCUACAAAAGGCACGCCAUGAAAAAGCACACGUCGAGAGAUGCGGCGGAGUUUGAAUCGCAGGUUGAUGAUAUCCAU